AUGAUCUUGAAGUACUUCGAUAUUCUGCAUUGUCAUAUUAAUGGCCAAGCUCCACCUCAUGGAACUCUGACUCAGGAACAGUUGGCAAAAGCCGAGAUUACAAUUUUACGGUGGGUUCAGACCGAAGUGUAUCAACGAGAAUUGACGAUACUGCAGGAUAUGAAGAAAGGUAACGCUGUAGCACGAGGCCGAAGCGGGAUAAACAAGAAUAGUAAGCUGUUCAAACUCUCACCUUUCGUAGACGAACACGGAGUUAUACGCCUAGAGAGUCGUAUAGUCGCAGCUUCCUACGCUGCGUUUGAUACUAGAUAUCCUAUAAUUCUUCCCAAGGAACACCAUGUUACCCAACUACUAGUAGAAGCCAUGCAUAAGCGAUACCUACACGCCAACGGGGAAUCCGUUGUGAACGAAAUACGGCAGCGGUUCCAUAUUCCUAACCUUCGAAGUGUGGUACGAAAGGUCACCAAGUCAUGUCGAGUGUGCAAAAUCAGAAAGGCAAAACCCAUAGUUCCGAGGAUGGCUCCCCUACCAACCGCAAGGUUGCAAGCAUUUGUUAAACCGUUUACGUACAUAGGCUUGGAUUACUUCGGUCCGAUGAACGUGCGUAUAGGAAGAAGUUUGGUAAAGAGGUGGGUGGCAUUAUUCACUUGCCUAACGAUUCGAGCUGUCCAUUUAGAAGUGGUCCACUCUCUCACUACCGAGUCGUGCAAGAUGGCUAUCCGACGGUUCAUUGUAUGCCACGGAUCGCCACUAGAGAUUUACAGCGAUAACGGGACGAACUUCGUGGGUGCGAACAAUGAUCUUCGAACGAAAAUAGAUUCCGAACAACUUGCCGAGAGUUUCACGAAUGCAUCAACGAAGUGGAUUUUCAACCCACCGUCAGCACCCCACAUGGGAGGGGCAUGGGAGCGGCUAGUACGUUCGGUAAAGGUGGCCAUGGCUUCGAUGCAAACUAGCAGGAACCCUGAUGAGGAAACCUUCGUAACAAUUGUUAGAGAGGCGCAAGGCGUAGUAAACUCUCGACCGCUAACUUUCAUUCCCAUUGACAGUGAAUCCCAAGAAGCUCUAACACCAAACCACUUUAUUAUGCUCAGCUCAAGUGGCGUAUCGCAGACCCCGAAAAAGUUAGCAGAUCAAAAACAGGCGCUUCGGAACAAUUGGAAUCAACUAAACGUGAUGCUCGAUCAAUUUUGGAGGCGUUGGAUCAAGGAGUAUUUGCCUACUAUUUCUCGGCGCACAAAAUGGUUCCAGGAUACACCCCCGAUAGAAGAGGGCGAUUUGGUGGUGAUAGUGAAUGAGACCGAACGGAAUGGUUGGAUUCGUGGACGAGUCAUUGGUUUAAUCGAAGCGAAGGAUGGGCGUAGACGUCAAGCAGCAGUACAAACGGCUAAAGGAGUGCUUACGAGGCCGGUGGCAAAGUUAGCUCGAUUGGAUUUGAGUACAAGUAACACCAGGGCAGCAGAUACAUCCUCCGACCUGUCUUACGGGCAGGGGGAUGUUACGGCAUAA
Molecule: messenger RNA, 1509 nt
Organism: Uranotaenia lowii
Lineage: Eukaryota; Metazoa; Arthropoda; Insecta; Diptera; Culicidae
Exons: 1
Coding region: 1-1509 (502 amino acids)
Biological process (GO): DNA integration
Molecular function (GO): nucleic acid binding
Source: RefSeq, a predicted model, not a curated record